Molecule: messenger RNA, 675 nt
Organism: Chironomus riparius
Lineage: Eukaryota; Metazoa; Arthropoda; Insecta; Diptera; Chironomidae
Source: the annotation of a GenBank genome assembly
AUCAUUCAAGUUUUGUAAAUCGUAACAGCAAGUCAAACAAAAAAAAUCAUUAUGGCAUUCAAAUUAGUCUUAUCAUUCACAAUUUUAUCAGUCGUCUCAGCCGGAGUUGUAGAUCUUGGAUACAAUUCUAACUAUUAUCAUCAACCAGCUGCUUAUGAACCAACAACUUAUGUUCAGCCAGCUGUCAUUAAGCAAGCUGCUUAUGUUAAACAAGCAGUUCAUGAAGAACCAGCCAAUUACGAAUUUAACUAUGAAGUUCAUGACCAACACACAGGAGAUAUCAAGCGUCAACAAGAAGUAGCCAAGGAUGGUGCUAUCUCAGGACAAUACUCAUUAAUUGAUGCUGAUGGAUACAGACGUGUUGUUUCAUACACAGCUGAUGAUCAUCAUGGAUUCCAAGCUAAUGUACAACGUGAACCAGUUGACCACAAAAUCAUUGCUCAAGCACAACCAGUUGUCACCAAAGUCUACCAACCAGCUACAAUUUCAAAAGUUUAUCAACCAGCACCAGUAUUUGCUAAUCAUGGACAUCAAUAUCAUUAUUAAAUUAAUUUUAUAAAAUCUUGUAAAUUGUUAUUUUGAGGAAAUAGUUGCUGUUUAAAUAGUGAAUAUUGUAUAUGCCAUAAACUCAAAUUUAAUAAAUCAUAGAUUUUAUUAAUCCAUAAAUUGAAACAA